Messenger RNA from Fragaria vesca subsp. vesca, 2729 nucleotides. Its product is annotated as probable serine/threonine-protein kinase At1g09600-like. Gene Ontology annotation, biological process: protein phosphorylation; positive regulation of transcription elongation by RNA polymerase II. The coding region runs from base 612 to 2729 and encodes 705 amino acids. The record is from RefSeq and is a predicted model, not a curated record. Gene Ontology annotation, cellular component: nucleus; cyclin-dependent protein kinase holoenzyme complex. The transcript has 8 exons. Lineage: Eukaryota; Viridiplantae; Streptophyta; Magnoliopsida; Rosales; Rosaceae. Gene Ontology annotation, molecular function: RNA polymerase II CTD heptapeptide repeat kinase activity; cyclin-dependent protein serine/threonine kinase activity; ATP binding.
AAACAACAAAACCUUCGUCUGAUUUUUCCUUUCUCUCUAUUCCCUGAAUCUCUUUCUCUCUACGUGUCUCUCUCAAAUCCCUGUGUGCCCUUUUGAUCCAUGUCCUUAUUCCCCAAACCCCUAAAUGCCUCCUCUCUAGGGCUCCAUUCUCUUCCUCUAAGGGCCAUUUUGGAGGUGCUCUUUGCUCAAGGUAGGCUGAUUUUGUGUUGGGUUUUCAGAAUUUUGGGAUUUUGUUAUUGUGGAUUUAGUGGGGUUUAUUGAUACAUUGAGAGUAGGUGUUUUUAGUGUGCAAGGUUGAAGCUUUGUGGUGGGUUUGAGGUUAUUUUGAUGAAAGAUUGAAACUUUGGAGAUUCUUGUUAUUGGGUAUUUUGCAAUUUUGUGCGAAGACUGGAACUUUGUGUUUAUGAAGGUUGGAUUUGGUGUUUGCAUUUGGUGAAAGAUGGUUUUGUAUGUUGGAUGAGUUCAAUUCUGGGGUUUAGUUGGAUUUUGAGUAUGGUGAAUUGGUCAUUAUUGGAAUAAAGGAGGAGAAUUGUGUUGAAAGAAUGCAAGGUUUUUGAGAGUGUGGAUUUGGUUGUGAAGGAGGGGCCUUGUUGUGGGUGGUUUGGGGCACAAUGGGUUGCAUGUAUUGCAAGCCCUCUGCAAUUGAGGAUAGCAAGGAGAGCCCCAGGGAGAGAUUGUCUAACAAGGCGGCAUCAGACUCGCGGGCGGCGAGGGUGGCUUCCUCAAGGAGGGAGGAAGCUUAUCGAGCAAAAGAUAGGUAUGAUAGCAAUGAUGGGAGAGCAAUGUUGAUUGAUAAACACUCAAAUGGGGCUGCUCGAUCACAUGGUGAGAAUUAUGAGAGGAAGAGGGAGAAGAUGGAGUAUGUUACUGCUCUACAUCCCGGGAUGGGCAGCAUUCCGAAAGCUGCAGAAGGAGAACAGGUUGCAGCAGGGUGGCCGUCCUGGCUAGCUGGAGUGGCUGGAGAGGCCAUUAAGGGGUGGAUACCACGCCGUGCAGAUUCAUUUGAGAAGCUUGACAAAAUUGGCCAGGGAACAUAUAGUAACGUCUAUAGGGCUCGUGAUCUUGAUCAAAAGAAAAUUGUAGCGUUGAAGAAAGUGAGGUUUGAUAACUCAGAGCCCGAGAGUGUUCGUUUUAUGGCAAGGGAAAUUCUCAUUUUACGGAGGCUUGAUCAUCAAAAUGUGAUAAAACUAGAAGGUUUAGUUACGUCAAGGAUGUCUUGCAGCUUGUACCUUGUUUUUGAGUACAUGGAGCAUGAUUUGGCGGGGCUUGCUUUACACCCUGGCCUGAAAUUUACAGAAGCACAGGUCAAAUGUUACAUGCAGCAACUAUUAUGUGGACUUGAUCACUGUCACAGUCGUGGGGUUCUGCAUCGUGACAUUAAAGGGUCCAACCUUUUAAUUGACAACAGUGGCAUGUUAAAAAUUGCUGACUUUGGUUUGGCGAGUAUUUUUGAUCCCCAUCAAAAUCAGCCUCUAACUAGCCGGGUUGUAACUCUCUGGUACCGACCGCCAGAGCUUUUACUCGGUGCUACUUACUAUGGAACUGCCGUUGAUCUGUGGAGUACAGGUUGCAUACUCGCUGAACUCUAUGCUGGCAAACCUAUAAUGCCUGGAAGAACCGAGGUGGAGCAGUUGCAUAAGAUUUUCAAGCUUUGCGGCUCACCUUCUGAGGAAUAUUGGAGAAAAUCAAAAUUGCCUCAUGCAACCAUAUUUAAGCCUCAACAGCCUUAUAGACGCUGUGUCGCAGAAACAUUUAAGGAUUUCCCUGUACCGGCGUUAGCACUUAUGGACACCCUUCUUUCCAUAGACCCUGCAGAUCGUGGGUCUGCAUCUUCUGCUCUCAAGAGCGAGUUCUUUACCACAAAACCUUUUCCUUGUGAUCCGUCAAGUUUGCCAAAGUAUCCUCCUAGCAAAGAGUUUGACGUUAAAGUACGCGAUGAGGAAGCUAGAAGACAAGGAGCAGCAGGCAAGGGCCAAAGACUUGACCCUGAAAGGAGAGGAACAAGAGAGUCUCGAGCCAUACCGGCACCUGAUGCCAAUGCCGAAUUAGUCAUGUCAAUGCAGAAAAGAAAAGAUCAGUCCAACUCUAAAAGUCGAAGUGAGAAGUUUAACCCUCAUCCAGAAGAAGUUGCUUCUGGCUUUCCUAUUGAUCCUCCUAGGCCAUCACAUGCUGUGGAACUGAGUAUAGAAUCUCAUGUUCAUAAUCCUAAGAGAGCUUCCCAUUCAGGGCCAUUGUCACAUCGUGCGGCAUGGGCAAAGUCUACGAAGAACCCAGAUGACGCCCCAAAGAUUUCAAAUGGGGCUGACUUGUCAGGCAUGUCAGGUUUAGUGGCAGCAAGGAGAAGUAUGUUGACUGAGGAACGCAGAAAAAGGUCUAAUUCUUCCCAAAUGGAUGUUCCAAAAGCAAUAGGGCGGUUUCCAGGUUCAUUCAAGGAGGCCACAGAUCCUUUACCACACGACCAAAAACCUAUUGUACCUUCUAAUAAAAAGGAUGAUGUCAGAAGCAACAAAGAUCCAGUUAUCGUUGGUUAUGGAUCAAAGGGUCACAAAAUUCACUACUCAGGUCCGUUGUUAGUCCCUUCUGGCAACAUGGAUCAGAUGCUGAAAGACCAUGAUUUCCAGGUCCAAGAAGCUGUUAGACGAGCACGAAUUGACAAGGCAAAAGUCCGAAAAUAUCAGGCGGAAAGCAACCAAAUAUCCACCAAUUCGUUAUUUGUUUCUGGUCGAUGA